Molecule: messenger RNA, 537 nt
Organism: Choloepus didactylus (southern two-toed sloth)
Lineage: Eukaryota; Metazoa; Chordata; Mammalia; Pilosa; Megalonychidae
Product: slit homolog 3 protein-like
Exons: 2
Coding region: 1-465 (154 amino acids)
Source: RefSeq, a predicted model, not a curated record
AUGGGUGGGAUGCGAGGGCUGGUGCAAAGGGAGCUUUCCAGGCUGGAGGGAGAGAUUGGCAAAGAUUCCGAGGGAGGCAAGAGCACAACAAUUGUGGAGACAGUGAAUGACGGGCAGUUUCACAGUGUAGAACUGGUGAUGCUGAACAAAUCGCUGAACUUGGUGGUGGAUAAAGGAGUCCCGAAGAGCCUGGGGAAGCUUCAGAAGCAGUCAGCAGUGGGCAGCAACAGCCCCCUCUACCUUGGAGGCAUCCCCACCUCCACCGGCCUCUCGGCCCUGCGCCAGGGCGCUGACCGGCCGCUGGGCAUCUUCCACGGCUGCAUCCACAAGGUGCGCAUCAACAACGAGCUGCAGGACUUCAAGGCGCUCCCGCCGCAGUCGCUGGGGGUCUCGCCAGGCUGCAAGUCCUGCACUGUCUGCAAGCACGGCCUGUGCCGCUUGGUGGAGAAGGACAGCGUGGUGUGAGAGUGCCACCCGGGCUGGACCGGCCCACUGUGCGACCAGGAGGCCCAGGACCCCUGUCUCAGCCACAGCUGC